AUGGCUCCUUCGUUCGAAGAGCCAACCGUUGCCCUUGGCGCGGCAUCGAAAGCGGCGCCGAAACUCGUCGCUCCCGAGCCCGAGCACUGCCCGGGUCCAGAAUCGGAACAAGCUGGCAAAGGCGAUGCGUGCGCCGGCUGCCCAAACCAAUCGAUUUGUGCCUCAGCUCCAAAAGGCCCCGAUCCAGACAUACCCAUCAUAACCGCUCGUCUUUCCUCGAUACGGCACAAGAUUCUUGUGCUUUCCGGUAAAGGUGGAGUUGGAAAGUCUACUUUCACGUCCCUCCUUGCCAACGCCUUUGCAUCCAAUCCAGACUCCACCGUCGGUGUGAUGGACACGGAUAUCUGUGGACCUUCGAUACCGAAAAUGAUGGAUGUCGAGACGGAGACCAUUCAUGUGAGCAAUGCUGGAUGGAACCCCGUUUGGGUGUCAGAUAACCUUGCGGUGAUGAGUGUCCAAUUUAUGCUGCCAAACCGGGACGACGCUGUGAUUUGGCGGGGACCGAAGAAAAACGGAUUGAUCAAACAGUUUCUGAAGGAUGUUGAGUGGGGGGAGUUGGAUUAUUUAAUAGUCGAUACUCCUCCAGGCACCUCGGAUGAACAUCUCUCAGUCAACUCAUUCCUCAAAGAGUCCGGGGUCGAUGGUGCUGUCCUGGUCACUACUCCACAAGAAAUCUCCCUUCUCGAUGUCCGGAAGGAGAUCGAUUUCUGCCGGAAAGCUGGUAUAAGGAUAUUAGGAUUGGUGGAAAAUAUGUCUGGGUUUGUCUGUCCAAAGUGCACUCAUGAAUCGCAAAUCUUCAAGCCCACGACGGGUGGUGGUGGCAGACUCGCAGCCGACAUGGGAAUCCCUUUCCUAGGUUCUGUCCCUUUAGACCCUCGGGUUGGUAUGGCGUGUGAUUAUGGAGAAAAUUUUAUGGACCGGUAUCCUGAAAGCCCCGCAUCUACGGCCUUAAGAAAGGUCGUGAGAACAAUAAGUCGACAAGUGGGUGAGGAUCCCGAGGAAGUACUCCCUGAAACAGAUGCCGUGUAA
This is a messenger RNA of Coccidioides posadasii C735 delta SOWgp, 1029 nucleotides long. It is a transcript of the gene NBP35, whose product is annotated as cytosolic Fe-S cluster assembly factor nbp35. Gene Ontology annotation, cellular component: cytosol. Lineage: Eukaryota; Fungi; Ascomycota; Eurotiomycetes; Onygenales; Onygenaceae. Gene Ontology annotation, biological process: iron-sulfur cluster assembly. Gene Ontology annotation, molecular function: iron-sulfur cluster binding; ATP binding; ATP-dependent FeS chaperone activity. The record is from RefSeq and is a predicted model, not a curated record.